AUGAAGCAAUUGAUUGCUUUUUUAUUAGUGUCAUGUUUUGGUGAGACUUUUGCAGAACUAAACUACAAAAUUAUAAAAAUUGAAAGGUGUACUGGAGAUAACAUUCGAAUAAAAAUGGACAAGUGUGAAUUAAUGGAUGGAAAUUAUAUGAAUAUAAGGUUCAAUUAUAUCUUGCCAGUAGAUUAUUCUCUUUUCAAAAUGACGAUUUACAAAAGAGACUCGAACAACGAAUUUCGUGAAUUAUUCAAAAACCUUCCAGCAAUCAAUUGGUGUAAACUUAUGGAUGGAACUUCAAAAUUUUCAGCAAACUUUAUGGCAAAAAUUACUUUAAUCUUAGUCAAAUCAAAAUUUCCUGAACUAGCACAACGAUGUCCUCAUGGUCCAAUGAUCAUUGAUCGAGCAAACUUUACAGUUGAGAGUAAAUUGAUUUCAAUGUUCCCAAAUGGAUUCUACAGAAUAACAUUAACAAUGAAGUACAGGAAGGGAGAAAUCAUGUUUGAUUUUUCAAUGUUAAUGGAACUUGUGUGA
This is a messenger RNA of Chironomus riparius, 528 nucleotides long. The record is from the annotation of a GenBank genome assembly. NCBI's taxonomy places the organism in Eukaryota, Metazoa, Arthropoda, Insecta, Diptera, Chironomidae.